UGCUGUUUGGUGCUCUUCGGUACAGCGCAGACUUUGAGGAUGUGUUUGAGGGAAGGAGGGGCGUGUCCAACGCGGCAAUGCGGAAAGUGUAACGGCCCCUUCGUGGCUCCACUGUAACGGCCCGAUAACUAAGUGUAUCGCUCACGCACAGCACGCGCGGAACGUGCGCGCGAGCUCGCAGGAAGGGGCGAAGCGCUGUUGGUCUCGCGGACCCGUCGACGACUGCGUCUCGAGCGCCGCCAGGAAGCAGGAUGGCCGAGGCCGUGCGCGAGCUCCGGGGUCUUCCCGCCGACGAGGAACAAUGUAGGGUUCUGCGAGUGCAGGUUGUUGCUGGAAUUCGACUGGCAAAAAAGGACAUUCUGGGGCUCAGUGACCCAUACACAAGAAUCACCUUAUAUGAUCUGGAGAAUGAUGACAGCAUCAGCAUUCAAACAAAAACUAUUAAAAAGACACUGGAUCCAAAGUGGAAUGAAGAAUUCUUUUUCAGUGUUCAUCCGCAGAAGCACCGGCUGCUUUUCCAGGUGUUCGAUGAGAAUCGCCUGACGCGAGACGACUUUCUUGGACAGGUGGACAUACCUUUACACCAGAUCCCGACAGAAACUCCUGAUGCUGCAAGGUCCAACACAUUUAAGGAUUUUGUCCUUCACCCUAGGAGUUACAAAUCCCGGGUCAAAGGUCAUCUGCGACUGAAGAUGACAUAUCUGCCGAAGCACCGCUCCUCAGAGGAUGAUGGUGCAGAGCAGAGGGAGGAGGCUGAUCUAGGAUGGGACUUCCUGGAGGGCCAGGCUGGUCCUCAACACAGUGCCCAGCCACCUCCACUGCCCCCUGGCUGGGAGGAACGGCAGGACAACCUGGGCAGGACUUACUAUGUGAACCAUAGGACCAGGACCACACUGUGGCAGAGGCCCACAGCUCAGGAGGAAGAGCAAAGGCAGCAGACGGUCCAAAUGGUGGCACAGCACGCUUUCUUGGCCCGGCGACAGAUCUCUGACCCUGAGGAUGACCAUGAGUGUCUGAACAGUCCAAGAGAAAGUUUCAGUGCAAUGUCACUGGAAGAGAGUCCAUCUAAUUCUGAGUCCUUGUUGUCUUCCUUCCCUUUCAUUGAUCAGUUCCUGCCCUCACCAUUGGGCCUGCCGCCAGGCUGGGAAGAAAGGCAAGACUCCAGAGGCUGCCUUUACUAUAUCAAUCGUAUAAGCAAGAAGCGCACAUGGAGUCACCCGCUUGCCAAUGAGGCUGAGUGCUUGCCUCAGGUGCCUGCUGAUGUGUCCCAUGGUCCUAUCACCUCCCAAGCUUCACUGGUGUCUCCUGAGACUCCGUCCCAGCAUGCCCGUGAAGCAGUGCAAGACAUCAACCUCAUGCCCCCUGGCUGGGAGAUUCGCAGCGCACCUGAUGGCCGGCCAUUCUUCAUUGACCACAAUACCAAGACCACCACGUGGGAAGAUCCCAGGUUGAAAAUCCCAGCCCAUAUGGGGAGGCGACCUUCGCUUGAUCCCUCUGACCUCGGUCCACUUCCACCUGGAUGGGAGGAGAGAGUUUACACUGAUGGAAGGAUAUUCUACAUAGACCACAACACCAAGAUCACACAAUGGGAGGACCCGAGACUGCAGAAUGCAGCUAUAACCGGACCAGCUGUGCCUUAUUCCAGGGAUUACAAGCAGAAAUAUGAGUAUUUCUGCAGGAAGCUGAAAAAACCAAAUGACACCCCGAACCACUUUAAGAUGAAGCUCCGACGAACAGCGGUGCUGGCAGACUCAUACAGACGCAUCAUGUCCAUCAAGAGGGCCGAUUGUCUGAAGACCCGGUUGUGGAUUGAGUUUGAGGGGGAGAAGGGGUUGGACUAUGGAGGUGUGUCCAGGGAGUGGUUCUUCCUCAUCUCCAAGGAGAUGUUCAACCCAUACUACGGGCUCUUUGAGUACUCGGCAACGGACAAUUACACUUUGCAGAUCAACCCAAAUUCAGGCUUGUGCAAUGAGGACCAUCUCUCCUAUUUCAAGUUCAUCGGAAGAGUGGCUGGCAUGGCUGUGUACCACGGCAAGCUGCUGGAUGCUUUCUUCAUCCGUCCAUUCUACAAGAUGAUGCUGCAGAAGCCCAUCACUCUCCAGGACAUGGAGUCUGUUGACAGUGAGUACUUCAACUCCCUCAUGUGGAUUUUGGAGAAUGACCCAACAGACCUGGAUCUAAGGUUCACUAUUGAUGAGGAGCUCUUUGGACAGACUCACCAGCAUGAACUGAAGCCUGGAGGGGCAGACAUCAUGGUAACUGACAACAACAAGAAGGAAUAUAUCCACCUUGUUAUACAGUGGAGAUUUGUUGACAGAGUCCAGAAACAAAUGUCUGCCUUCAAGGAGGGAUUUUAUGAAUUGAUUCCUCAGGACCUCAUAAGGAUAUUUGAUGAAAAUGAGCUGGAGUUGCUGAUGUGUGGCCUCGGCAACGUGGACGUCAAUGACUGGAGGGAGAACACCAAAUACAAGAAAGGCUACUGCGCCAACCAUCCUGUCAUACAGUGGUUCUGGAAGACAGUGCUGCUGAUGGAUGCAGAGAAGCGCGUUCGCUUCCUCCAGUUUGUCACCGGCACUUCCCGCGUACCUAUGAAUGGGUUUGCUGAGCUCUAUGGAUCUAAUGGACCUCAGCUCUUCACCAUUGAGCAGUGGGGCACUCGAGACAAGCUGCCCAGAGCGCACACAUGCUUCAACCGCCUGGACCUUCCCCCAUAUGAAUCGUUUGAGGAGCUGAGGGAGAAGCUGCACUUUGUCAUUGAAAAUGCCCAGGGCUUUGACGGAGUAGACUAGAUGUUGGCGCGGCAUUGGCCCUUGAUGAUGACGACCUCUGCGCUUGUUUAAAUGUGGGUCAUGUUACACGUGCCGGAAGUCCUGCUCCCUGGACCAUCGGAUUCCCAAACUUUCCAGGAAGAACCACUAAGGCCGACGGAUGAGUCUGUGCAGGGUGUGAGCUUCUGCUGUCAGCUACAGAAUGGAAUGAAUGACACGAGUGUUCCUCGGUGGGCAUAGACAUACAGUAUGUGAGAGUGCAUAUACUCAUAGGACAUGUUUCUAGGUAGAUUUAUGUAUCUUUAUACAGAUAUAGAUGAUGCAGUUGUGGAUGUAUACGGGAAGUGAUUCAGCAGUUCCUGGCUGAGUCGUGCGUGCGUGGCCUGUGUUAGUGAAGGAUGUAUUGGAGAGCUGGAAUAAUCACCCCCAGCCCCCCUACCCCCCAGGUCAAAACCACGAGGAUGCAUUUCCUUUUUUGUCCUUUUAUUUUUUUAAGCAGUAAACCAUUCACCUUCCUUCUUGCCAGUUUUAUUCAGGUAUUUGCAAGAGUUGUACAAAGUUAUUCUUACAGAUGCCCUCACUUGUACUGACGCAUGUGGAUGUUUUACUAUUUUUUUAAAACCUGUUGCUGAGCUUGACUCGUCCCCACACGUGUUUACGCUUUGCCUUCUCACUCUGCACUCAGUAACACAGCGUUGUGUGUACCUUUUCCUCAUUACAUCGUUCUGUUACUAAUUUGAAGAACUCUACUAUUGUAAGUAAUCUCUUCUUACACGCAGUGUCUCAGUUUUCCCCUUUGACUUUUUUGGUAUUCCAAACUGAAAAAGUAAUUUAUUUUUGUGAAGUUUAUAAAGUCUUAAAGUGCCUUUAUCUACAAGUUCAUGUCACCUUAUGUUUUUAAUAUAUUUUUAUUAUGAGGAAAAUCCUAUUUUGAAGUAUUGUUUACACACACAACUAUAAAAACUUU
Messenger RNA from Scleropages formosus (Asian bonytongue), 3735 nucleotides. Its product is annotated as E3 ubiquitin-protein ligase NEDD4-like. Gene Ontology annotation, biological process: neuromuscular junction development; protein ubiquitination; receptor internalization. The record is from RefSeq and is a predicted model, not a curated record. Gene Ontology annotation, molecular function: sodium channel inhibitor activity; ubiquitin protein ligase activity; protein binding. The coding region runs from base 252 to 2789 and encodes 845 amino acids. Gene Ontology annotation, cellular component: cytoplasm. Lineage: Eukaryota; Metazoa; Chordata; Actinopteri; Osteoglossiformes; Osteoglossidae. The transcript is spliced from 28 exons.